UCCCACGAAGUCUUACGCUUUAAUAAAAAAAUCGUCUUUAACGUACGGCCGCAUUAUGACAAUUUCACGAGGCGGCCGCCACGCGACUAAUAAUGCCCAGGCAUCAUCAUCAUGUCUAAUUACAGUUUUGUGCGCAUCAAUUUUGUUCACGAUUAACGGUGUUCGAUGCGACCCUGUCCACACACACCGUGGCCUGAUUGGCGAGGCAGUUUUUGACGUCACCAAGUUUGGAGCCAAAGCCGAUGGCAGAACAGACAAUGCAAUGUCGAUUAUAAGAGCUUGGCAAGCCGCGUGCCGCAGUGUGGGACCCGCGAAGGUCCUGAUACCCAGGGGCCAAUUCGUGGCCUCGGAGAUCAUUUUCGCGGGACCCUGCGUGGCUAGAAAGCCGAUAGUCAUCGAGAUCCAAGGCAACGUGCUUGCGUACGAUGACCUGAGUAGCUACUCGAGCGGUGCUUGGAUAAUGGUGCAAAAAGUCGACGGAAUCCUCAUCACUGGCGGAGGAACCAUCAACGGCCGCGGCAGGGAAGCCUGGCAGUACAAUAGUCAAGGUGGCCCUCUUCUUCCAGUGUCGAUGGUAUUUCAGACGGUGCAAAAUGGGCAGAUAAACUUCCUAAACUUUGUGGACAGCAUGGGUUUCCACCUCAAGGUGACCGACAGCACCAACAUUAUCGUAUCGAACCUGAAGAUACAAGCGCCUGCAGCAAGCCCCAACACAGAUGGGAUCCACCUCAGCAGCAACAUUAAUGUCAAAGUCACAGACAUCUAUAUUGGCACAGGGGAUGACUGUGUCUCGGUCGGCCAUGGCAACCAAAACAUCCUCAUAGCCAGGGUCACUUGCGGCCCUGGCCACGGCCUCAGUGUCGGGAGCCUGGGUAAACGACCGGACGAGACUAACCUGAAAGGAGUGACCAUAAUCAACUGCACGGUCAAUGGGGCAACAAACGGCGCGCGAAUCAAAACCUACCGGGCAUCUCCCCAGUUAUCUGCUUCCACCAUUUAUUUCGAUAACAUUGUCAUGAACGGAGUUGCAAACCCGAUCAUCAUUGAUCAGAAUUAUGCUUCCAAGAAGAAACGCCAGGCAUCUAAUGUGAGGCUAAGUGAUAUCCACUUUAGAAACAUAAGGGGCACGACAACUUCACCAGUUGCGGUCUCUCUCAACUGCAGCUCGACGUACCCUUGCACGGGGGUCGAGCUAUCCAACAUUGAUCUAAGGCCCGCUGGCCGCAUGGGCCCAGUCAGGACCGCUUGCUCCAAUGCUAAGUUCUUUGUGAAGGGGAGAAUUAACCCAGGCCCUGCUAUGUGUACAUAGGCUCUUUUGUUUUUUUGGCCAGCACCAUCAAUUUAUCCCCAAAAUUAAAGAGAUGGGAUUAUAUAGAGAUUUUUUCGGAGUUGUGAAAAAAAAUAUGGAAAAAGAAAUGCAUGAUGUACUGUAGGAGAAAAAAAAAAAAGGAUAAUAAUAAUUUUUCUUUUCGUGGUAUCUUAAGCUCAAGUGAUUAGAAGGCUUGACACCGUGUGUGUGAACUUAUGUAUAAUAUCAACUCCGAAAGUAUAUGGGGGAAAAAAACAAUUGGGCCUUACAA
Striga asiatica is the source of this 1580-nucleotide messenger RNA. The record is from the annotation of a GenBank genome assembly. Lineage: Eukaryota; Viridiplantae; Streptophyta; Magnoliopsida; Lamiales; Orobanchaceae.